Aphanomyces astaci is the source of this 1816-nucleotide messenger RNA. RefSeq lists its product as hypothetical. NCBI's taxonomy places the organism in Eukaryota, Oomycota, Saprolegniomycetes, Saprolegniales, Verrucalvaceae. The transcript is spliced from 7 exons. The record is from RefSeq and is a predicted model, not a curated record. Bases 40 to 1716 code for a protein of 558 amino acids.
GGCGAGCGACGCGACCACACAGAAAGCACAAGGCGCAUCAUGUUUAUGCCCGAGAACUCGUUCGACGACGACGGCCGGAAAGGACGAGGCAUCGACCUCGUCAAGGACGUCGACGACCGCCUGUCCGUCGGGGACAAGCCGCGCAGCAACACGCGCGAGUUGCACCCGAACAUGCUCGACGACGACGACAUCGAAGAGAUCGGAGGGCCCGCUGGAAGUCGAUCGAACGUGAUUCAACAGCAGCGAGACUUGCACAAGAAGAAGAUGCAGGAGCGCAUGAACGGAGGCGCCGUGCGGUCGGCCGGGGCGCGCCAGUUCUCCGCCCCACGCCCCACCGACGUCGACGACAAGCCCUCACGGUUCGGCCGUGAAGACGACUUUCUCGACGACCGCAAGGCCACAGCAACCAAGAAGACACCGUCCUCUCGUCGCUUUGACGACGACGACGACGUUGACGAGGACGAGGACGUGGGGCACCGGCGAACCGCCGGCACGCAGAAGAAGAGCGGCGGCCGGCAAUGGCGAGACGAUAGCCCGGAAGAUGCCCCUAUGGAUCGUACCAGUAGGACCCGUCGGGACGAACCCGUGACCUCCCGCAGCAGCAGCCGCCGACCCAAGGACGACGCCGACGACGAUGACGACAAUGAUGAUGAUGAAGAUACCGACCGCCCUUCUCGUCGGCGCGGCGACGCCCCGCCGUCCCGGGAGAAGGACCGAUCGUUCUCAAGACAAGACGCCAACGACUCGUGGGUGGAGCCCAAAAAAGGCAGCGGCCGCGAUUCCACUCGCAAGGACAAGGGAUCGGCGCGCGACCGGUCGAGUUCGCCAGACUUGUCGUCGGAAGAGGACGGCAACGACGAAGGCGUCGUGUCUAUGCUUGACGACAAGAAGGCGGCGUCAGCCCAGAAAGGCACGGUGAAGAAGGGCAAACUCGACCUCACCGACAUGAAGGCGUUCCUGUUGCGACCAGUGCCAAAAGCGUACGACGUCGUCGAGUGCUACAUCGAGCGCAACCGCACAGGCGCGAAUAAGUUAUUUCCAGAGUACUGUUUGUACAUGAAAGACGGUGACCGGUUCCUCUUGACCGCCAAGAAACGCCCCAACAACCGCACGAGCAACUACCUUAUCUCGAUGCAGCGCGGCGACUUGAGCCGGAAGGGCAGUGAGAACUUUCUCGGCAAGCUCCGUGCCAACUUUAUCGGCACCGAGUUUGUCAUUUACGACAACGGGCUCAACCCCAAGGGCGCCGACCAGCACACGCUCACGGUGAACCCGGCGACGAUCCGUCAGGAGCUCGGCAUUGCCGUGUACGCCAAGAACGUGCUUGGCCACCGCGGGCCGCGCAAGAUGCGGGUGUGUGUGCCGCGCGUCCGGGAAGACGGCACCCGCGUCGUGUGGCGCCCCACGACCAAGGAGGACGAGAUGGUCAACAAGUGCAAGGAGCAGGACCACACCAACCUCACGUACCUGAUUAACAAGCCGCCGCGGUGGAACGACCAAGUCGGCGCGUACGUGCUCAACUUUAACGGCCGCGUGACCAUGGCGUCGGUCAAGAACUUUCAGCUCGUGACCCCCGAAGACCAGGAAACGGUGAUUCUCCAGUUUGGGCGCGUGGGCAAGGAGCUGUUUACGAUGGACUUUCGCGCGCCGCUGUGCCCGUUCCAAGCGUUUGCGAUCACACUGAGCAGCUUCGACUCGAAGCUCGCGUGCGAAUGAUAUGGAGGCAACUCGACACAGUCGUCGCCCUACUUUGCAUUAACAGCCUGUACUACAUUUCGUGUCCUGAAUACUUUUUACUGUAUCGCAUUAUUGCGCU